AUGGGAGAUUAUGCAACAAGAAUUACAAUAACCCCACUUACAACAACAACAAAUAAUACACCCAAAGCAAAUUCUCUACGUUUCGUACGACCCGGACGCAGACCGAGGAGAAAACCACAAAAUAAUUCCUUUCAAUGUAAAAUUUGUCAAAGAUUUUUUUGCUCAAAAAGUGGAUUGCGUCGUCAUGAAAAAGUGCAUGCUGCUCCCGCACUGCAAUGCUGUUCAGAGGUUACCGUAUCGGCGACUAAUGAAAAAUCCAAUAUGAAUUUAUUACAAAAUAUCUAUAAUCGAAUGUAUCCAUCAAAUCGUGGUGAAUCGGCAAGAACGAGAACAACAACAUCUGGAGGAGAUACUAAUGGCGAUAGCAAUAAUCCGAAUUCGAUGUGGAUACCCAUGGUUGAAAUCAAUGUGGAAAAUGAAAACAACGACAACAACAACAAUCAAAACCAGCUUUCAAAGGAAAUUAAUAAUAAUAAUCAUUUGGAGAUAUCAAAUAAUUCCAAUGUUGCAAAUAAUUUUGCCGCAAUUCAAAAUCCAAAUAAUUCGAAUAAUAAUCAAGAAAUACAAAUACCGAAUAAUUCAAUAAUACCUAUUCAAAACGAUUUCAUUACUCCCAAUAAUAAUGCAAUAAUAAAUCCAUUGAACCCAAUACCAAAUAAUACCAAUAUGCCCAAUAGCAAUUCAUUAAUUGAAUUGCCAAAUAAUUCGAAUAUUUCGAAUACUAAUGAACAAUAUCAAAUAUUGGCAAGUCAUAUUUUAACAGUGGAUUCAAUAUUACCGCCAUCAACAAUGCCCCUCAAUACAGAUCCACUGGCUUUGCCAUCUCCUCCAAUUGAAGAACCCUUGUCAGAUAUUUUUAUUAUCGAUGAAUUUAUUGAUGAAUUGGAAGAUAUUAGUAAUCUAUCGGCGGAUUUUAAAUAUAAUAUACGUAAGAAAACCUCAAGUAUUGGAGGAGGUGGUGGUGGUGUUGGUAUGGCUACAACAUCUACGCCCUCUGCUAGCCUUUCCAUUACCCUGCUACAGGCAGUGACAAAACAAGAGGAGGAGGAGCAGGACAACAACAUUAUCGAUGAUAGCCAGAUUAAGGUGGAAAGUGAUAGUUCCACAAUGGAUACCGAUCUAUUUCCCAACUUCUCCACGGAAAAUAGUCAAAGUAGUGAAGCAAUGAAUUUUCGGGCUAGCAUGGAACCCCAGCAACAACAAUCAAUAACACCAACAACCAGCGGCGGCAGUACUGCUGCUACUUCUGCUGUCAACAACACCGCCUUAAUUGCCCUCCAACAGCUAGCCUCCAUAUCCUCGACGCACAGCAUUGAACGUUUGCUGCCACAGCUGCCCAAGGAUCUGUUGGCCCACAACGAGACGUUAGUAUAUGCCGGACGAACAGGUAAACGUUUACCGCGUCAAAGUUCCAAGCGUCUGCCGCAAUUCGAAACGAAUCGUUGUCCGUUAUGUUCGCGGGUCUAUCGUUCGCAGGCCUUCCUCAACGAGCACAUGCGCAAGGAACAUUCGGUUUUAAUUUAAACAAAAAAAUU
Molecule: messenger RNA, 1535 nt
Organism: Musca vetustissima
Lineage: Eukaryota; Metazoa; Arthropoda; Insecta; Diptera; Muscidae
Exons: 3
Coding region: 1-1524 (507 amino acids)
Source: RefSeq, a predicted model, not a curated record